Messenger RNA from Actinia tenebrosa (Australian red waratah sea anemone), 6531 nucleotides. RefSeq lists its product as uncharacterized. Gene Ontology annotation, molecular function: protein binding. The record is from RefSeq and is a predicted model, not a curated record. NCBI's taxonomy places the organism in Eukaryota, Metazoa, Cnidaria, Anthozoa, Actiniaria, Actiniidae.
AUUUAUCUUGAAAUUCUGACUCGAUAUUGGAAGAAUCGAGUCAGAUGGUAUUUUAUGUAUAGUGCAAACAUUAGAUUAUUUAAUUGCCCCAGAUAUUUACGGAUGGAACUGGUUUCAACAGGUUCCUGGUAGUAUCUUUGUUAUGCAAGACGAAAGAGUUCUGAUAUUGCCAUCUUGGCAACAGAGGCUUCAAAACGAUAACUACAAAAACUGGGUUAAGAUAGGAUAUGGGAUUGACUUGGUGUGUAAAGCAAUACGACCAUACGUAGAAAAAGAAGCGAAGGCAUUCCAUGGCAUAGUGACAACCAGUCUUCAUGGACUUCCUCUCUGUACAUGUACUUACACGAGACAUCCUUAUCAUAAUAUGAUUACCUGCUUGUGGGCUAAGGAGCUGUUGAAUUAUCACACAAAAGGAAAGGCAACAUGGAGUCAAAGUAAUGCUUCACUAUGGAAUGACCCCAGUGUUGGUCACUGGGAGGUAGCCAAACUGUACAUGCCCUAYGGUUGUGCUAAAGGGAAUUCCUGUGCAGAGACUGAUGCUACUGGGCUCCUGAAUCUUUUGUACUGGUGUAACUAUUAUAAGACUGACACUAUGCUUGUAGAAAAGUUMAKKGACACAAGAAAUGCAUGGGGACACGCACCCAAACAAGAGUUUGAUGCAACUGMAACAAAURAUGCUUUCCUGUCUAUGAAGGAUUUUCUACAAGAUGCAGAGUUUAGUUCAGAUCCUGAUGUUAUUGACGCCCUUAAUGAGGUCACAAAACUGGAGAGUGAUACCCUCAUAGAUUUUAAAGAUAUCGAAGUCCAAGCGAUAAACCACUUAAAAGAUUUCAUCAUUUCUAUCAAAGAUGAAAUCAUCGAAAAAGUGGAUCGAAAUGCMGCUCAURCGACAGAAAUAAAAGACAUUCUUCAUUUUUGCAUGAAAGGUGAUGCCGAUCGAGACAACGUUCUUAGUGACAUACAGAACAGAAUAGAAACAAUCGAGCUAAGGGAGCAAGAGAAAAGCAAACAGAAUAGAUGGAUUCUGAAUACCCUUGAGAAAAUCUUUAACAGCUUCUUUCUGUUGAUCGUGAAACUGUUGAUAGCGUAUUUGACUGUGGGCAAAAUAAUUCCAAGUCGGGCCAGAGUCUUAUUUCUCUUCCUGGUGCUGAGUGUAACCAUUCUUGAGGAAAAUACGGUAGAUUCUGAUUGUGAAAGAAACAAGCUCUACGAUAUCGAUCCAUUUGAGCUGAAGCAAUUUGAUUUCACUGAGUACCUGAAUCGAGCAAGAGAAGGUUUCGUUGGACGCCAGUGGUUGUUCAAUACUAUUACAGAAUCAAUCGAACAAAAGCAUAAAGAAUCCAGAGGAGUCUUGAUCGUUGGUCCACCAGGUUUUGGGAAGUCGGCACUGAUAUCAAAUCUGAUUUGCUCAAAACUGUCAAGACUUUCAUUACACAGCCAAAUUCUAGGAUACCACUUCUGUAUUCAUUCUGACAAAAACACUUUGAAUGGUGCCAAGUUUGUUCGUAAUCUGGCAAACAUGAUAGCAUCGAGAUUACCAAAUUAUAAAGACUUAUUGUAUAAGGAAAAGUUUAUACAAAGAAUUCUCAAAGUUGAAUGCUUGGGAGAUCCAACAGGAUGCUUCGAGCAAGGAAUUCUUGCUCCAUUGCUGAAACUUCAACUAAGAUUUGAAUAUCCAAUGUACAUAGUUGUUGAUGCAUUAGAUGAAUGCCUAGACGAAAAGGAAAAAAACACUGGAAGAACUAUAGUGGAUGUCCUUCAGCAUAAAAUAAAACAAUUUCCAUCCUGGCUAAAGGUCAUUACCACCACUAGAAACCAAUCAAACAUACGAAGAAAGCUUAGGAAUCUUGAUUUGAUUGAACUUCAUCCUGACGAUCCAGAAAACUUGCGAGAUAUCGAAAGGUUCCUAACUUCAAAAUUAGAGGGGUCUAUUCAAUCUCGGGUAAGGAGUUACGUCCUCUCAGGCAAAGAUACGUCAGUUUCGGACCUUGUCCAGAAAAGUCAAGGAAACUUCCUAUAUAUUAAACUGAUUUUGGAAUAUCUGCUCAAAAGAGAACUAACAGAUAAAAGCCAUCUUCCAGAUUCUAUAAAUAGCGUCUAUCAAGAUUUUUUUGAACGGAAAUUUGAUUCACUUGAAAAAUUCAGUGCACCUCGUACAAUAUUUGAGAUUUUAGUUGCUACAAAGUCGCCGGUAACUGUUAUGGAGUUGUAUGACAUUCUUUCCGAUGAAAAAAAGGAUUUUGGUUUGAACUACGAUUUGCUACCAGUUCUAGAAGAUCUGUCAAUGUAUCUUCUCUAUACAGAGGACAGACAGUCGAUCGUUAGUGUCUUUCACAAUUCCCUCACUGAAUGGCUAACAAGUGACUCAAACAAGGGCGGAGUUUUCUAUGUAAAUGAAAAGAAAGGAAGCAGAGCCUUAGCUAAUCACUUUUUAAAGGUAUUCAAUGGAAAUUUCAGCAAAGUCAUUCCCAAGUUUAUCUUCGAUCUAACUACGUACAUUGUUGUUGGAGGACAUCUAAAGAGGCACACGGAUAGCUUCCUUAAAAUUGAUCCUACGUUAAUCAAAGUUAAAGACAAACGUACUGGUUUUACUGCACUCCAUCUUGCUGCGGAAGCAGAAGACGAAAAGGUACUAGGUAUGUUGUUAAACAUUUUUAAAGAUGCAAAUGUCGAAGAUAUUAAAGGACGUACGGCUGCAUUUAUGGCAGUUACAUUUGGUCGUUUCAACAACCUACGUCUACUUCACGAGAAAGGAGCAUCUUUGUCUCGAGUGACAAAACGGCUGCCAGUUGUCAAAAAGAGCAAAAUUGAUGAUGCUCUGGAAUGCAAGCGUCAAAUGUGUGGAUACUCGCUGCUUCAUGUGGCUGCUCAAAAGGGUCACAAAGACAUAGUCGAGUACCUUAUUAACAAUGGCAGUGAUGUGUCUUUGUUGUCAGCAACGGGUAACAGCGCCGUGCAACUUGCAGCUGAAUUUGGUCAUAUUGAAAUCGUCGAGCUGUUGUUACUACAUGGGGCAGAGGUAGACAACACUUGUCUUUACUAUGCUGCUUUAUAUGGGCAAGUUGAGAUCGUAGAGUUUCUAUUAAAAAAAGGAAUCAAAGACUCGUGUAUUCGAUGUGAUGGCAUCGAUGAUCAGAUAUCAGACUUUGUUCGAAAUUGCAAUACAGCUUUGCAUGCAGCGGCCAUUGGUGAUUACCCAGAUGUGAUAGAAACUCUGCUCACUUCAAAACAUAAUGCAAUCAAUUGUGUAAAUUAUUUUGGCAAAGAGCCAAUCCAUGAAGCAGUUCAUCACAACAGUUAUCGAGCAGUAAAUGCGUUUCUAAAGCAUGGCGUUGACACUUCGAAUAGAUGUAAGCUCAAAUUUCGUGGAUACACUCCACUGCAUCUGGCAGCACAUCAUGGCUUUGCUGCCCUCACGAGUUUGCUUCUGGAACACAACGCUGAUUAUAAUGCGACAGACUGUGAAGGCUCGCAGCCAAUUCACGUUGCUUCUUGUCAGGGACAUGGAGACGUAGUGUCUGUUCUUGUCGAACAUGGCGCAGAUAUCAACAGCAAAGGUCCAAAUGACAUGACUCCCAUCCAUUAUGCUUGCCGAUGUAAAGCAACGGAAAUAUUUGAUAAACUUUUUGAGCUUAAUGCUAAUGGUUUAGCACUCACUGCAGACGGAAAGACACCUUUGCAUUUUUUGAUUCAAGAAUAUUUUAUAGAUAAGUUUUAUUUUGUUGAUCCGCAUGCUGUAAAUCCGAUUGACCCAGUUACCUUUGAUUCGUCGGAAGAUAAAGCUGUCAAGUCGCACAUGAGAGAACAUUUUUGGCUUACAUCUUCCACAAAGUUCCUUCAGUCGUUAACUAAGUCCCGUGAUAUCACUUUGUCUGAAUUGGGGACAGUUCUGGGGCCAUUGCAGUCAUUUCUCUCAUAUGGAAGUGUUCUCCCUAAAAAUAUCAUUGGUAAAAUAUCGAUAAUUUUGCUUGGAAGUGAUCGGCACAUAAACGCUAGACUUGUCGUUAUCUCUACGCCUGCCCCAUUUCCUGUUGACAUUGGUUUGGCAUCCUUUUUACAAAACCAACAUACAAAUUUGAAUAAACUUAGCACAACAAAUGUUUUGCCACCUUUCGUGAGAAAAGGUUUUUCAACGGCACUUAUGACAAUGACGGGGAAAAUAAACUUUGAGUGCCCGAUGUUAGCAGCCUUCAUCCAUCACAAUAUGGUGUAUGCUGUUGAUGCGUUUUUACAAUUAGGAAUGGAUGUCAAUUGUGAGGAGUCUGGCCUAAGCCCACUUCUUGCUUAUCUAAGACAAGGGGGACGUAACAUGGCGAAAGUCCUCGCGAAACAUGAUGUUACUGUUGACAUACGAUGUGGAGAAUAUUUCCAAGAUUCCGUAUUUCAUCUUGCUGCCUAUCACAAGUUGCAUUAUCUUCAGUAUCUUUCAAUAUUCGUAGAUCCCAUUAAAUGGGAAGAGUACCUGAAAGAGGAACAUGCGUUGUUUGACUAUCUUUUCGAUGUCUAUGAUGAAGUAUCCACCGAAGGGCAGCUUAAGUUAAAAAGAGUUCGAGAUGGUCCUGUAACCAUAGCAAUCAAAUCCAAUUUCCGUGGCUUCAAGAUUAUAGACGAAUGUCUCGAUAAUGACGGCUACACAGCUCUUCAACGAGCAGCCCAGGGUGGGAAUGUUGUUGCUGUCAAACACUUUUUAAAAUGGGGCGCAAAUCCUUCCUUGGAAAGUCCAGAAGAAUUUGACGCUUUGGUUUUGUCAAUAUGGUAUGCAAUCAAAUACCGACCUUACUUCGAUCUUUUUAGACCAAGUCUUUUAACAUCAAUGGAAGUCGAAUUUGCAUCUCUCACUGCGAGUGUCAUUUUGAAGCAUUUGACCAAGAACAAACCAUUUGACAUUGGAUGUGAUGAGAAGAGAAUUACACCAACACUUAUGCAUUUAGCAGCCACUCGUGGAAUGUGGAGGUUCAUAGAUGACUUGUUUGUUUCGAAGGAUCAUUGGAGUGUAACUGGUUUAACUGCUAAUUGCCCUACAAUGGAUAAUAUUACGCCCAUGUACUUAGCCAAGCUGCAUGGUGGGGAGAAUUGUGACUGGGAUAAUCCUUGGUGUAAAGUAGUUGGAGUGUUAUCACAAUUUGGAGGGUCCAUGAUUUACCCUGACCGUGUAACUGAGUACUUUCUAAUCCUCAAUUUCUUGUUCAAUGAUCUCCCAGAAAGAUUUUACAUUAACGAAUUAAACCAUGAGGAAAUUCAAUUACUUGGUGAUAGCAAAGAGUGCAAAGACUUCCAGGAAGAGGGACAUAUUCUUACAGGCAAAUCUCUUGAAGAUAUUCUUUUCGACGACUAUCUUAACCUUUCCUAUGAUUACCCUCUAGAAUCACAAGAUGAACAGUUUAACUCAAUGAAGUCACAAUACGUUGAAAUUAUUUUGAGACUAAGAAAAGAGGAAAGUAAUUUCCGAUCAACAAAGCUGGACUAUUAUAUAUUCUUGACAAACAAGCUGAUUAAUUUGAAAUGGAGUCUUCAUUUCUAUAGAAACAUUGAUGACAGUAUACUGAAGUGUGUGCCUCAUACCAUGGAACCAAUUCCCAAAUACCCAACCAUUACAAAUCUUAAUGCCCAACACUUUUUGCCAACAGAAGAAAACUUCGCAAAAGAAAAGGUAAAGUCUAAUCACAUGGAUGAUGACGAAAACAUCGUAGAUGCCUUUAUGUCCAUUCCAGAUAUGUGUUCUUCAAAGUCAACAGUCGAUUUCGAAACUCUUGAUAAAAUUUCACACAAAAAUCGCCUGAUUUUCAACAAACAUUACAAAGCAUUUGCCAAAAAACUCGAAAUUGCAAAACAAAAACUUCGACAAAAGAAAGUUAGAGUCGGAGUAUUCGACUCUGUGGACAAUCUCUUUCACGACUUUGAAAGUACGAUGCAUUGCCAAAUGAAGGAUGUCACCUACAAAUAUGCAAGAUUCAAGUUUCUUUUACAUACAAUGAAAUUCUGGAGCGUACAAGUUAAAAAGCUCGAUAUGUAUCCGCUCAUUCCAAAAUUUGCUUCAGAAAGGAUCCAGGAAAUCUUCCAAAGCGAAGAACAAAAAGAGAUGCUUCCUUUUAUCAUCAAACUAGCAAAGGUUGAUCCUUCAGAUCAGUAUGAACAUUUGAAAAUGUUUAGAUUUUCUGCACCUCCAUUAGAAGAAAAGUUUAGGGAGCCAGACAAUCAGAAGUCUAGCUAAAAAUAGGUUCUAUACCCUGAAAUAUUAUUAUUACAAUCAACUGUAUCAAUGAAAAUUUAUGUUUUUUUCUGAAAUGGUCCGCUAUGCUUGCAUGAUCGAUGCUGUUAUAAAAGCUGGAAAUUAAUAUGCUUUCGUUAAAGGCUUUUUUCUUAAUAUUAAUUAGUCAUCGCCAUAUCAAUGAAUACAUGUACAAUCACAAUAAAUUAGUACUUUCACACUUUUCUACACAAGUUUCACAUAUUCUUGUUGAAGUCAUUCAAAUCAAUUUUAAAGACAAUUAGGUCGCUAACUUAAAUAAUAAUAAACUAAAUUUAUUUGUA